Symbiodinium sp. CCMP2456 is the source of this 999-nucleotide messenger RNA. NCBI's taxonomy places the organism in Eukaryota, Dinophyceae, Suessiales, Symbiodiniaceae. The record is from the annotation of a GenBank genome assembly.
AUGGACGCUACCGAUGGCCUGCAGCGUGGUCAGGAAGAGUUGAUCAACAACAUCGCCAAGGGCCAUGGUGGUCUAUCGGUAUUUGCUGGUGUAGGCAUUAUCAAAUACAGCGAUGGCUUUUUAGAAAGUAUGGAGAAAGGCGGUUGGGACCUAAGCACCGUUAAUGCAGACGAUAUGAAGGAGUCUAAGGCUUCUUUCGUUUUCGGUCAGAUGAACGAACCUCCCGGGGCGCGUGCACGGGUAGCGCUUUCAGGCCUUACCUUAGCUGAAUACUACCGCGAUGGCGAUAAAGACAGCGAAGGCGCUGGCCGCGAUAUCCUAUUCUUUGUUGACAAUAUUUUCCGCUUUACCCAGGCGGGUUCCGAGGUAUCGGCACUUCUUGGUCGUAUGCCUUCAGCGGUAGGUUACCAGCCUACUUUGGCUACCGAGAUGGGUGCCAUGCAAGAGCGUAUUACUUCAACCAAGUCAGGUUCAAUUACAUCGGUUCAGGCGGUUUAUGUUCCUGCGGAUGACUUGACUGACCCGGCUCCGGCAACAACUUUUGCUCACCUUGACGCUACUACUGUAUUGAGCCGUAAGCUUGCUGCACUGGGUAUUUACCCUGCGGUAGAUCCACUGGAUUCUACGUCACGAAUUCUGGCGCCAGAGAUUAUUGGCGAUGAGCAUUACAAUUGUGCGCAGCGCGUGAAAGAAAUCUUGCAGCGCUACAAAGAACUUCAGGAUAUUAUUGCCAUCCUGGGUAUGGACGAACUUUCUGAAGAGGAUAAAUUAGUUGUAGCACGUGCACGUAGAGUACAGCGUUUCUUGUCUCAACCAUUCCAUGUGGCCGAACAGUUUACCGGUAUACCAGGAGUAUUUGUAAGCAUUGAAGACACCAUUAAAGGAUUUAACAUGAUUCUUGAUGGAGAAAUGGAUCAAUAUCCGGAAGCUGCUUUUAACCUCAAAGGCACAAUUGAAGAAGUGCGCGAGGCCGGUGAGAAAAUGCUUGCUGAAAAUUAA